This is a messenger RNA of Penicillium egyptiacum, 1254 nucleotides long. NCBI's taxonomy places the organism in Eukaryota, Fungi, Ascomycota, Eurotiomycetes, Eurotiales, Aspergillaceae. The record is from the annotation of a GenBank genome assembly.
AUGGAGAGAAUGGCAACGAAGUUUGGCUCUGCAGUGGUGUCGAGACUGGGUCUGAAGUGUAUAAAUGGACAGGCAUUCUCUGCUUCAUGGAAGAUUAGCCAGGCACCCACAAGCUCAAACGGCAACAGCUACAAGAGCUACAAGAGCUACCACACCUCGGCCACCACUCUUGACCGCAAUCACAAUAAUCGAUACACAUUGAAUUAUCAAUUCAAUAGACAAUUUUCAACAAGAGCCAAAAUGCCCGAGUACGCCAAGAACCAGCCCGCCGGUUUCAAAAACGCCGUUGAGAGAGUCGCCAUUGUCGGUGCCGGAGGCACUGUUGGAUCCCACCUCGUCGCCGCUCUCCUUAAAACCGGAAAACACACAGUUACGGCCCUCUCCCGCAAAGAUAGCAGCAACAAACUCCCCGAGGGCGUCCUCGUCGCCCCAGUUGACUAUUCCGACGACGCCACUAUUGUCGCUGCCCUCAAGGGCCAACAAUUUUUCAUCAUAACAGUAUCCCCCACUGCGCCCCGCGACACCCACAGCAAGCUCGUCCAGGCGGCCGCCAAGGCUGGUGUUCCCUACAUUAUGCCUAACGGGUACGCUGGCGACAUUGAACACACUAAACUCGGAGAGGAUAUCCUGCUCGGGCCCGUUGCCAAGGCUGCCAGGGACGAGAUUGAGAGCCUCGGUAUGCAGUGGAUCACCAUGUGCUGUGGGUUCUGGUACGAUUACAGCCUAGCGGGUGGUGAGGCGCGCUUCGGGUUCGACUUUGACAAGUGGGCUCUGACGAUCUAUGACGACGGCAACACCAAGAACUCGGUAUCGACCUUGUCGCAGGUUGGGCGCGCUGUGGCCAAAGUGCUGAGUUUCAAGGAGCUUCCUGAGGACGAAAACGACAAGAGCCUUACUGUGUCGGGGUGGCUUAAUAAGCCUGUGUAUAUUAAGAGCUUUGUGGUCAACCAAACCGAGAUGUUUGAGAGCGUCAAGCGCGUCACGGGCACUAGUGACGCUGACUGGACGAUCACUCAUGAGGAUAGUAAGAAGCGAUACGCAGAUGGCCUGGCGAUGGUUAAGACUGGUAACAUGGCUGGCUUUGGUAAGCUGCUCUACGCAAGGGCGUUCUUUCCAGAUGAUCCGAGUGAUUGCUCAGCCAAGGCACAGAAUGAGCUGCUUGGUCUGCCGGAGGAGAGCCUGGAUGAAGCUACCCAAGUUGGGGCUGAUAUGGUCAAGGAACUGCAGCUUCGUGUUGAGCGUAUGGCGUCAUAG